GCGCCCCCCACCUCACUUCCGCCGCCGACCGGCGCCGCCGCGGCCAUGGGGAGCUGAGGCGGCGGCAGAGGCAGCGGCCCCGGCCCGGCCCGGCCGGCCCGCUCCCCAUGGGCUGCGGGGCCGCGGGACAUGGAGCGGUGCGCGGCCCGCCGAGCCCCGGAGGAAGAACGUCGAGUGCGAGCCAAUGCACGGGAGUACAACGAGAAGUUCCAGUACGCAAGCAACUGCAUCAAGACCUCCAAGUACAACAUUGUCACCUUCCUGCCUGUCAACCUCUUUGAGCAGUUCCAGGAAGUGGCCAACACUUAUUUCCUCUUCCUCCUCAUCCUGCAGCUGAUUCCUCAGAUCUCUUCGCUCUCCUGGUUUACCACCAUUGUGCCUUUGGUUCUUGUCUUAACCAUCACAGCUGUCAAAGAUGCCACUGAUGACUAUUUCCGCCAUAAAAGUGACAACCAGGUGAACAACCGGCAGUCUCAGGUCCUGAUCAGUGGAGUCCUUCGGCAGGAGCAGUGGAUGAAUGUCCGUGUUGGAGACAUCAUCAAGUUGGAGAACAACCAGUUUGUGGCGCAGGCUGACCUCCUCCUCCUCUCCAGCAGUGAACCCCAUGGGUUAUGCUACAUAGAGACUGCAGAGCUGGAUGGAGAGACCAACAUGAAGGUGCGUCAGGCCAUCCCCGUCACCGCAGAGCUGGGGGACAUCAGCCAGCUGGCUUGCUUUGACGGUGAGGUGAUCUGUGAACCCCCCAACAACAAGCUGGACAAGUUUGGUGGGACACUGUACUGGAAGGAGAACAAGUACCCCCUGAGCAACCAGAACAUGCUGCUGCGGGGCUGCGUCCUCCGCAACACUGAGUGGUGCUUUGGCCUCGUCAUCUUUGCAGGUGGGCUGAAGCAGCAGCUGCUACUGUGCUGCACAGAGGGGAGGGAAAGACACCCCCUGAUGCCUUCCUGCUUCCCAGGACCUGACACAAAACUGAUGCAGAACAGCGGCCGGACCAAAUUUAAGCGGACAAGCAUUGACCGGCUGAUGAACACGCUGGUGCUCUGGAUCUUUGGGUUCCUGGUGUGCAUGGGAGUGAUCCUGGCCAUUGGCAAUGCCAUCUGGGAGCACGAGGUGGGCGUCUGCUUCCAGAUCUACUUGCCCUGGGACGAGGGGGUACACAGUGCCUUCUUCUCUGGCUUCCUCUCUUUCUGGUCCUACAUCAUCAUCCUCAACACUGUGGUGCCCAUCUCGCUCUAUGUGAGCGUUGAGGUGAUCCGGCUUGGGCACAGCUACUUCAUCAACUGGGACAAGAAGAUGUACUGUGCCAAGCGCCGGACGCCAGCUGAAGCCCGCACCACCACCCUCAACGAGGAGCUGGGGCAGGUGGAGUACAUAUUCUCUGACAAGACUGGCACCCUCACCCAGAAUAUCAUGGUCUUCAGCAAGUGCUCUGUGAAUGGGCACAGCUAUGGUGAUGUGCAGGACAUGCUGGGCCACAAGGCAGAGCUGGGAGAGAGGCCGGAACCUGUAGACUUCUCCUUCAACCCCCUGGCGGAUCCACGGUUCCAGUUCUGGGACCCCAGCCUACUGGAAGCUGUCAAGCUGGGAGACCUCCACGUGCAUGAGUUCUUCCGUCUACUCUCGCUUUGUCACACCGUCAUGUCCGAGGAAAAGAGUGAAGGGGAGUUGUUGUACAAGGCACAGUCCCCGGAUGAGGGAGCGCUGGUCACAGCUGCCAGAAACUUUGGCUUUGUGUUCCGGUCGCGCACACCCAAGACCAUCACAGUGCAUGAGCUGGGUCAAGCCAUCACCUACCAGCUGCUGGCCAUCCUGGACUUCAACAACAUCCGCAAGCGCAUGUCCGUCAUCGUCCGGAGCCCUGAGGGCAAGAUCCGGCUGUACUGCAAAGGUGCUGACACCAUCCUGCUGGAGCGGCUGCAUCACAUCAACCAGGACCUGACCAGCACUACCACUGACCACCUCAAUGAGUAUGCUGGCGAGGGCCUGCGGACACUGGUACUGGCCUACAAAGACCUGGAGGAGAACUAUUACAAGGACUGGUCCGAGCGGCUGCACCAAGCUGGCAGUGCCUCUGAGGCCCGUGAGGAUCACCUGGCUCGGCUCUACGAUGAGGUGGAGCAUGAUAUGAUGCUGCUUGGAGCCACAGCCAUUGAGGACAAACUGCAGCAGGGGGUCCCUGAAACCAUUGCCAUCCUGACACUGGCCAACAUCAAGAUCUGGGUGCUGACAGGGGACAAGCAGGAAACAGCUGUGAAUAUUGGCUACUCCUGCAAGAUGCUGACAGAUGACAUGGCAGAGGUGUUUGUGGUCACAGGCCACACUGUGCUGGAGGUGCGAGAGGAGCUCAGGAAAGCCCGGGAGAAGAUGAUGGAUGCAUCACGUUCUGUGUGCAAUGGCUUCUACCAGGAGAAGCUCUCCUCCAAGCUUACCUCUGUGUUGGAAGCUAUUGCGGGCGAAUACGCCCUGGUCAUCAACGGGCACAGCCUGGCCCAUGCACUGGAGGCAGACAUGGAGGUGGAAUUCCUGGAGACAGCGUGUGCCUGCAAGGCUGUUAUCUGCUGCCGUGUCACACCCCUGCAGAAAGCCCAGGUGGUGGAGCUGGUGAAGAAGUACAAGAAAGCUGUCACUUUGGCCAUUGGGGAUGGGGCCAACGAUGUCAGCAUGAUCAAGACUGCCCACAUUGGGGUGGGCAUCAGUGGGCAGGAAGGCAUCCAGGCUGUGCUGGCCUCCGACUACUCCUUCUCCCAGUUCAAGUUCCUACAGCGCCUGCUCCUGGUGCAUGGGCGCUGGUCCUACCUGCGCAUGUGCAAGUUUCUUUGCUACUUCUUCUACAAGAAUUUUGCCUUCACCAUGGUCCACUUCUGGUUUGGCUUCUUCUGCGGCUUCUCAGCACAGACAGUGUAUGACCAGUACUUCAUCACUCUGUACAACAUUGUCUACACGUCGCUGCCUGUGCUCGCUAUGGGUGUCUUUGACCAGGAUGUGCCAGAGCAGCGGAGCAUGGAAUAUCCCAAACUCUACGAGCCUGGGCAGCUGAACCUGCUCUUCAACAAGCGGGAGUUCUUCAUCUGCAUUGCCCAGGGCAUCUACACCUCCAUCCUCAUGUUCUUCAUCCCCUACGGAGUCUUCGCUGAUGCCACCCGUGAUGAUGGUGCCCAGCUGGCCGACUACCAGUCCUUCGCCGUCACUGUCGCCACCUCCCUUGUGAUUGUCGUCAGUGUGCAGAUUGGGUUAGACACAGGAUUCUGGACAGCUAUAAACCACUUCUUCAUCUGGGGCAGCCUGGCUGCCUACUUCACUAUCCUGUUCACCAUGCACAGUGACAGCCUCUUCCGAAUGUUCCCCAACCAGUUCCGCUUUGUGGGUAACGCACAGAACACACUGGCCCAGCCCACGGUCUGGCUGACCAUCGCCCUCACCACCGUAGUUUGCAUCAUGCCCGUUGUGGCCUUUCGCUUUCUUAAGCUGGACCUGAAACCAGAACUCUCAGAUACGGUGCGCUACACUCAGCUGGUACGGAAGAAGCAGAAGACACAGCACCGGUGCAUGCGGCAUGCAGGGCGUGUGGGCUCACGUCGCUCUGGCUAUGCCUUCUCACAUCAGGAGGGUUUCGGGGAGCUCAUCAUGUCUGGCAAGAACAUGCGGCUCAGCUCCUUGGCACUCUCCAGCUUUGCCCCCCGCCCCAAUACCAGCUGGAUUGAGACCCUCCGGAAGAAGAAGGGCUGCGAGGGCAGCAGUGCUGGCAGCCCCAGUGGCGCAGCUGACAAGACUCUCAAGGUCUGAGGCUGGAGGGGAUCAUAUCCCCUCCAGUGCAGCUGGGGGCUCCUGGCCCUGGGGAUGGCAAAGCCCCUUGUCAGCAGGGUCCCAUAAUAGGAGCAGAGGUGAUGUGGGGGCCAGUGCUGAGGUUUGGAGGAGUCUGGACUGUCGCCUUCUAGCCAAAAAAUAUAGUCUUUCCCUUCCUGGUGUGGAUGGAUGGAUGGAUGGAUGGAUGGAUGGAUGGAUGGAUGGAUAUCACCAUCAGCCUGCCUCCCUCCACCCCUCACCCCCGUUUACUCCUCCAUCAGUAUUCAAUUCCACUGAGUACAAAUGCCCCAUCACACAUGAAUGUAUCAUGCCAGAGGUGCAGGGCUCUGGGAGGACUCUGGCCUCUCCUUGCCCUUCACCCACGUGUCUUUUUUUUUUAUAUAAACAAAAAAAGUCAAAAAAGACCCCCCAACCCCGAAAAAAUAGCAACCAAAAAAAACCCAAAACAAAACAAAAAGUGAGGAAAACCCCACUGAGUUUACAGAGCGACUCAUUUCUUGGUUGGGUACAGGGAGAAGGGGGGAGGAAGGUCACCCUCCUUGUCCCCCUGCCGCAGAGUUUGCUGGGACUGUGGGUGCUGGGUGGGAAAGGGGAAGUGUUCUGUGCCACAGGGAGGCUGGGUGUUGGCGGCUGCCGUGAUUCACUCCCACGCCUGGUCUUGCGCAACCCUCGGCCUCUGCUUCCUCCUUCAUCCUCCUCUUCUCAGGCUUUUUGCGGGACUGAGUGAUCCUGGGGUGUGGGUGGGCAAUGGGGGACCCCCGGGGAGUCUCUGGGGCUGUUGGGGCCCCAGGGACGCAAUACCAAAGAGGAGCUUGUUCAGACGGGUGUUGGCGAGGCCUGGAGGGGAUUUGGGGCGUUUUUGGGGUUAUUUCGGUGGAGGGGACGCGGAUUGGGAUGAAUAAUUUGUGACGCGUUUCUGUCUGGUAAAAUAGUAUAAUUUUAUGGUUCCUGAGGAAAAAAAAAAAC
Messenger RNA from Poecile atricapillus (Black-capped chickadee), 4773 nucleotides. It is a transcript of the gene ATP8B2, whose product is annotated as ATPase phospholipid transporting 8B2. Lineage: Eukaryota; Metazoa; Chordata; Aves; Passeriformes; Paridae. Gene Ontology annotation, cellular component: plasma membrane. The transcript has 26 exons. Gene Ontology annotation, molecular function: magnesium ion binding; ATP hydrolysis activity; ATPase-coupled intramembrane lipid carrier activity. Gene Ontology annotation, biological process: phospholipid translocation; Golgi organization. Bases 130 to 3786 code for a protein of 1218 amino acids. The record is from RefSeq and is a predicted model, not a curated record.